Colletotrichum higginsianum IMI 349063 is the source of this 1092-nucleotide messenger RNA. Its product is annotated as C2H2 finger domain-containing protein. Bases 1 to 1092 code for a protein of 363 amino acids. The transcript has a single exon. The record is from RefSeq and is a predicted model, not a curated record. Lineage: Eukaryota; Fungi; Ascomycota; Sordariomycetes; Glomerellales; Glomerellaceae.
AUGCCCCCGCCUAUGCCAACGGAGGCCGAGGCGGUCCCAUCGUUCAAGGGCUUAGAGAACCCGUCUAUACCACGCCAACGUACCCUGGAUAUGUUUCUGAAUCGGUCUGGCACUGGGCCACCACAGCCUUCGCUCCCGCCAGACCCUCAGAAGAGGACAUCGACAGCCCAGCCGGCCCCACGAUCAUCGUUCGCCGUGGUUCUCAACCCAAGCCCAAGAAAGGGCUCAGAGGCGACUCCCGCAAGGACAGUAGAGGACGACGCCGAUGACCUGAUCACGCCGGACCUGUCUCCCCAAUUCAGAAGAUUGGCUGCUCAAGCGGCAAUGGAUGUGAGCCUCGCCAAGCCGGUCUUGCCAGAUGCCGCGGCUAUCGAAUCCGAUACAGCUCCUCACGGGGCAACGCUUCCGCCGCCGCCUCGGAAACGUGGCCGGCCAAAGGGUUUCCGUCCAAAUCUCACGGGGCAAAAAAAUCCACAUUGCGAGGCCCCGUCGCCGAGACCGAGAAAUCUGCGGCCGGACAGGCCCAAGACCGGCGCCAUGUACGCUGGGAAAAGACGAGGACGGCCACCGAAAGCACCAUCGCCACAGCCAAGGGCCAUCUACGAGGGACUGAACCCACAUUUCAACGUCUUCAUCUGCGAGUGGAAGGGAUGCCAGGCCGAGUUGCACAAUUUUGCGACGCUGCAAAAGCAUGUCUUCGUAGUCCAUGUGAGAAAGGCACCAUUCGGGUGUAACUGGGCCAAAUGUGCCGAGCAGCAGACGCCUCAAGCGUUCUCCACACCAACACACCUCAAAUCUCACUUGCAGGAUUUACAUAUGCUUCCAAUCGCCUGGCAGAUAGGGGACGGGCCGCAGGUAUCGUUCAAACGAUAUGCUCCCGACGAUGGGGCCGAACUCCCGGGCUACCUUUUUGACAAGGCGGGCCACCAGAUCACGCCGUCUAUCCGGGAUCAGAAGGAGGAAGAUUUCUACACGUGGCGCAACAACAGGCGAAGGCUCAAGGACCUUUUGCUCCUGCGAGAUCAGAAUAUGCCAAGCGAAGAGGAAGACAACGAAACGGAGCUGAGGGUGAGCGAGGCAGUUGACCAUUGA